CGCCGCUCGGCUCGCGCGUCCCGUGUUUGCUUUUAAACUUUUCCGAGCAGUCGGAGCCGUAGGUGAGAGAGUGAGGGCGGGUAGGUCGCGUGACUCGCGUGACUCGGCCCGGUUCGGAUGUGACGGACUCCAGUGGGGAUUAACCGAUUUGAAUUGAGUGUCACUAACUGCUGAAGCGGAUAAUUUAGAAAAGCGACGUCGUAAGUGAAGACGCAGCCACAGAGACGCCGCUUGUAGCUGCGCGUGCGGAGAAAUGGAGGCUGUGAGUAAAUGGACUCCGCAGCAGGUGGUGGACUGGUGGAGAGGUCUGGACGACAGCCUGCUGCAGUACGUGCCGUCCCUCCAGCUGCAGCGGGUGGACGGGGAGCAGCUGCUCAGGAUGAGCCACCAGGAGCUGCUGUCUGUGGGCGUGGCGCGGGUCGGACACCAGGAGCUGGUGCUGGAGGCCGUGGACCUGCUCUGCGCUGUGAACUGCGGCGUGGAGUCGGACGUGCUGAAGACUCUGGGGGGGAAGAUGAGGGCGGCGCACCACAACCUGAACAGCGCCGUGUGGCAGCGCAGGAAGAACCCGGCCUAUCACGUCAAGAGCUCCCAUCAACCGUCCAACGAGUUCCUGACCGCCGUGGUGGAGCUGAUCGCAGCCGCCAAGAGUCUGCUGGCCUGGCUGGACAGGACUCCACUGACGAGCACCAACGACUUCACCUCCACCAAAAGCACAAUCAUCCAGCUGUGCCUGGAGCUCACCUCCACCGUGCAGAAGGACUGUACUGUUUAUGAGAUGGAGGAGAAGAUAGUGGAAGUGUCACAAGCUCUGAACGCCAUCUGUGAGAAAACCGUUCAGACGACGUCCGACCCGUCGAAGAGCAACAUGACGUGUCUGGAGGAGGUUCACAUCACCAACAUCAAGCCUGGGGAGGGACUGGGAAUUUACAUCAAGUCCACGUACGACGGCCUCCACGUCAUCACGGGGACCACAGAGAACUCUCCUGCAGAUAAAACCCAGAGAAUUCACGCUGGAGACGAGGUCAUCCAGGUCAACAGUCAGACUGUGGUGGGCUGGCAGCUGAAGCACCUGGUGGAGAAGCUGAGGGCGGAGUCUGGAAGCGUCACCCUGCUGGUGAAGAAGCGGCCGCACGGGGCCUCCGGCAGCUUCGCUCCUGCUCCGCUGAGGAACCUGCGCUGGAGGCCGGCGCUGGUCCAGACGUCUCAGGGAGCUCCAGGCAGAGAGCUGUACAGAUGUCGACAGGCAGAAAGCUCAGACGCUUCAGGGCACAGAAGGAACACAGCCAUGAUGGAUUUGUACAUUCCUCCUCCUCCUGCAGCCCCGUAUGCGCCGCUAAAUGGGAACGAGGCUCCAGGUGUGAGAAUGAGGCCCAAGUCUCCAAACUCGUGUCUGGACUCAGACGAGCUCAGGUCAUCUGAGAGCGGUCCCUUUGAGGCCGGACAGCCCGUCUGCCUGCGCCAGCGGCCGUCCCAGCGCUGUAAACCUCGACCCGUUUCCAUGCCAGUUGAGGCGUUUGCGGCCGUGUCCGACUCGUCCUCCAGGCCCGGAGCUAAAGGAAGGAAAGGCCAGAAGCCUCUGCACCGGUUCCUGAGCAACGAGGGCAUCAGCGCCAUCCUGGAGGAGGAGCCGUCCUUCCCUCUGCCCUACCGAGGACACCCGUCUGUCCGCGGCGUGGACCACAUCAGAGGCAGCCAGUGCUUCAUCAACGCCGACCUGCACAGCAGCGCCACCAUCCCCUACCAGGAGGCCGCGUCCAAGAAGCCGGCGGCCGCCCCGUCUGCUCGGACUCCAGCGAAGCAGCCCACGUCGCUGCUCGGCGGCUGGUUGGCUCGACUCCGGCUGCUCAGCCACAGCCUGGCGCCAGGUUCUGCUCCGGCUGUGACUGGGUCUCUGUCUCAGACUGCAGCCAUGAGUCGGCGGCGUGUGUCCGUCAAAGACCUGGGCACGUUGGACUGUCAGGGCUGGCUGCACCGCAGGAAGGAGGGCCGCAGCUUCCUGGGAAGCAAGUGGAGGCGAUACUGGUUUGUCCUGAAGAGGAGCUGUCUGUACUGGUACCGGGACAAGACGGACGAGAAGGCAGAAGGCUUCAUCAACCUGUCCGGCUUCGCCAUCGAACAGGCCAAGCACUGCAGGAGGAAACACGCCAUCACGGCCAGCCAUCCUCUGGUGGUGAGCAUCUUCAUCGCUGCAGGGACGUUCACCGAGAUGAAUAAGUGGAUCAGUAAACUGACAGAAGCUGCCGGUCUGAGCGACACGACGGACGCUGAAGACUGUUACAGCGAAGGCAGCGACCCAGACGGGGACGAGGAUGCGUCAGCGUGUUCUCAGGACUCUGAACAUGAAACACCAGAGCCUGAACAUGGAGAUGCUGUGAGUGAGUCAACCUGGAAAACAGCCACUGCAUCCAGACGCAGGAGCAGCUCGGAUGGAGGGGACGCGAGGAGAAGCAGAGGAGGGGGCUUCAGCCAGCGUCUGUCGUGGCCUCAUCCCUCCAGACUCGAACCCGGUGGAGCAGCAUCGCCUCCUUUGGUCCAGGUGGAAGAACAAGAGGAAGUCGAGAAGACGCCUGAUGAGAUGGAGAGUCUGUACAGGGACCUGAGGGCAGCGAGCCUGUCGGUGACGGGUCAGUGCAGCCGGAGAGACUUCAGAGCUUCGUUCAUACGACGAUGUAACAACGACAAGGUCAACGACAAGCUUCACCUGCUCAGGAUCCUGAGCAGCACGCUGAAGGCCAAAGAGUCAGAGCUGCAGACGAUGGAGCAGAUACUGGUGGACCAGACUCUCUCAGCAGCUGACUACAGGAAGUGGAGGCUGUCCAACCACGUCCUGCUGCAGCAGAUCGGUAAACACAGCCAGGCAGCAGGGGGCGCCUCUGAGCCGACGCCGCCUGAGACCGGGAUCAGGGUUUGACCCAGUGGACAAAGAUCAGCAGUCGCCUAAAGACUGGCAAAAAAUGGAGGACAUGAGCAAAAGCUCACAACUGUGCAACAGAGGAACUAAAACUAGCAGCUCAGUCUUUUUUCACAUUUCUUUGUAUUUAAGCUUUUCAGAAGCACAUUCCCAUCAUGCACCUGGAGUUAAAUAAAAAUAAUGCUGUUCAGGA
Betta splendens (Siamese fighting fish) is the source of this 3107-nucleotide messenger RNA. RefSeq names its product connector enhancer of kinase suppressor of ras 3-like. Gene Ontology annotation, biological process: regulation of signal transduction. NCBI's taxonomy places the organism in Eukaryota, Metazoa, Chordata, Actinopteri, Anabantiformes, Osphronemidae. Gene Ontology annotation, molecular function: protein binding. Gene Ontology annotation, cellular component: membrane; cytoplasm. The transcript is spliced from 21 exons. The record is from RefSeq and is a predicted model, not a curated record. The coding region runs from base 254 to 2914 and encodes 886 amino acids.